GGGAAGCAUUUGGAUGGAAUUAUUUGCUUGGAAUUGUAUGUCAAAAGUUGGACAAAGAUCCUAGUUCCUUAAUAGCUUCCUAUUAGAAAGCUUUUGCAGGCCUCGUAUGAGGCAAACGUUGCUAUAGAAGGCGUCGAUCGGAGAGGCUUGAAGAUGGAUCUUAGAAGUUCACUUAUUGCUAAAUUUUGUCCUGAUUCUCACAUUGGCUCCUCCAAGCUUAAACUUUGGUACUUGUGACUAUAUAACUUUGAACCAUGAGAAGAUGUUAGGCAAACUUAUGCCGUGGUCUCGGAUGGUCCCAAGACAUUCUCGCCUUAUCUCCAGACGAUCUCAUGGAAAAGUGAUUUAUAUCGUGCUCUUGAUACUAGUACCAAUUUUGCUCUUUGGCAUUUACCUCCAUUUCCAUAAGAUCUCCUAUUUCUUCCGUCCACUUUGGGACAAACCUCCACCUCCAUUUGAGCAUUUGCCACAUUAUUAUGCUGAAAAUGUUUCUAUGGAUAAUCUUUGUCGCCUACAUGGAUGGACUCUACGUCCUGAACCACGUCGUGUAUUUGAUGGGAUCAUAUUCAGCAAUGAGCUAGACUUGCUUGAAGUAAGGUGGCGCGAGCUCUAUCCCUAUGUUACGAAAUUUGUCAUCUUGGAAGCCAACACUACUUUUACUGGACUUCCAAAGCCAUUGUACUUCUCUGAUCAUCGGGAACGAUUUGCAUUUGCUGAGGAUAAGAUUGUACAUGGUGUAUUUCCUGGCCGGAUUGCAUCCCCUGAGUUACAUGAAGAUCCGUUUAAACUAGAAGGACAACAACGCAUUGCAAUGAACAGGUUACUUCAUGCUGCUGGUAUCUUUGAAGAUGACCUUCUCAUUAUGUCAGAUACCGAUGAAAUCCCAAGCCACCACACUAUUAAACUUCUUCAGUGGUGUGACGGUAUGCCUCCCGUGAUGCAUCUUGAACUUAGACAGUACAUGUACUCUUUCGAGUUCCCUGUGGACUAUAGUAGCUGGCGCGCCAGUGUUCACAUUUACAACAGGUGGACGAAAUAUAGACAUUCCCGCCAAACAGAUGUUAUACUUUCUGAUGCAGGUUGGCAUUGCAGCUUUUGCUUCCGGAAUCUGCAAGAUUUCGUAUUCAAAAUGACUGGUUACAGUCACGCAGACAGAGUUCGACGUACAAACUUCCUAAAGUAUUCUAGGAUUCAGAAGCUAAUAUGUGAGGGAGCUGAUCUUUAUGACAUGUUACCUGAGGAGUAUUCUUUUCAAGAAUUGAUCAAGAAAAUGGGAUCAAUACCUCGAUCAGCAUCCGCGGUUCAUCUUCCAACACACGUCAUUGAAAACGCAGAUAAGUUCCGAUUCCUUCUCCCAGGAGGUUGUCAGCGAUCACCACGAUGAUACUCACACGUUAACUUAUUCGUCUUGCUUCAUCUGCUAGUUUUAGACCUUAGUGUUGUUUUUCCACUCAAGUUUGCAGAUGUUUUAGCUGUAAUAAGUUGAGUUUUUUCCAUCUUUGUAAUGAGAAAAAUAGGUUCUCUUACCUUUUGAGUUUUGCCAAUAUAUGUGAUACACAUUUUACAUCAAAA
This is a messenger RNA of Solanum verrucosum, 1572 nucleotides long. RefSeq lists its product as uncharacterized. Gene Ontology annotation, cellular component: membrane. Gene Ontology annotation, molecular function: beta-1,4-mannosylglycoprotein 4-beta-N-acetylglucosaminyltransferase activity. The record is from RefSeq and is a predicted model, not a curated record. Gene Ontology annotation, biological process: protein N-linked glycosylation; N-acetylglucosamine metabolic process. NCBI's taxonomy places the organism in Eukaryota, Viridiplantae, Streptophyta, Magnoliopsida, Solanales, Solanaceae.